UUGGCUAACAAUGUAGGUCCGCAGUUCUCCAUAGUAGUUGUAUCCAACCCCGCCUUUCAUUGCUCAAUCCCACCCUCCUUACAUCAAUAAAUAAAGGCCCAUGGACACUAGAGGCACUAACAAGUACCAGAGAAAUUUGCAGGUAUAGCAGCUGUUUGUUUCAGGACCAACACCAUGGCAGGAGAUCUGCAGAUGCAAGCAAUGCAAACAGUUGUGCCGGCUAAGGCAACUGAGCCCGGGCUAAGGCACCUGAUCGAUCUCAGUGGCAGGAGCAGCAGGGAGCUGUUCACAGAGCACAUAAGCAUCAUCUUCUAUUACAAACAAAUGUGGGAGCCAGACAAGGAUGCAUUGAUUCUAGGAGGUUGGAUCAAGGAGUCCCUUACCAAUGCACUGCCUGACUUGCCUGUUCUCGCUGGUCGGGUUGAUGCCGAGGACCACUACGCUGUGAAGUGCAACGAUGCAGGAAUUAGGCUUGUGUCUGCGCAGGCAAACUGCAGGCUGAAGGACUGGCAAGAGGGUGUGGCCAAUAACAAGAAUAUGGAAGCACAACUUGCUUACUGGAAGGAUGUGGACCAUGAUCAUCCUCAGAACUCCCCACUGUGUUAUGUUCAGGUGACCAAUUUCCAAGGAGAAGAAUUCUCAAUUGGGAUUAGCUGCAGCCUCCUCGUUGCAGACCCCUUAAUCCUCACAAACUUCGUCAAAACUUGGUCAGAGCAUCACCUAAAGCUUGCUCCUAAGAGCAAUGAUCCCUCAAAACUUCCACUGUUUUACCGGCCAAUCAUAAGGAAGUCUAUUCUCUCCAACGUGCUUAAUGCUCCAUGCGGUUAUCCUCAUUAUGAAACUGUAGUUUUUAAGCUGUCUGCUGCAAACAUGAAGAGACUAUCUAUGGUUGUGCAAGAUGGCAGAUGUGUAACUGGCCAUGUUGAUCCUUUGGAGGUUCUUGCUUCUUUAUGUUAUGAUAAAGCUAAGCAGAAUUAUGCAGGUGAAGCAUCAGCAGCGUUCUCAUUAUUCAGCUCUAAAGACAAGAGAAGUAAAAAAGUCAGCUUGUGCCUAACUGCUGAGGAUUCUGAAGGCUUAUCCAAGGAACAGAGCGACAUCAGUAAGGGGUUGACAGCCACCAAUUGGGAUGCCUUAAGCCCUUAUGAAGUAGAUUUUCAGGGGAACAGCAAACCAGUGCGUGUCUCAUAUCUGAUAGAGCCUUUUCAUGGUGAAGGGGUUGUUAUCAUCAUGGGUAGCAACGAUGACAGUGCUUCUGAUAGGUUCAUUGGUGUCACUGUUCCCCAAAACAAGAUUUAGACGCUUACUUAGAAGUUCAGCAUGGGCCUGAAUUUGUUGGUUUCUGCGAGUCAUGGAAUGGGAUUCCUUCUUUGGUUUUUCUUUUCAGAAUUUGUUGCUUCAAAGUUCAAAUACACAGCUUGAGUGUGCACCUGCCAUCAUUUUAUUUUCAUGUAUUCUCCUGAUCUGUAAGUCCAAGGUAGUUGUGUAGAACACUAUAUUUUAGUGAUGAAUCGAAACGAAAACUUGGCACC
Messenger RNA from Nymphaea colorata (pocket water lily), 1529 nucleotides. RefSeq lists its product as uncharacterized. The record is from RefSeq and is a predicted model, not a curated record. The transcript has 2 exons. Lineage: Eukaryota; Viridiplantae; Streptophyta; Magnoliopsida; Nymphaeales; Nymphaeaceae. Gene Ontology annotation, molecular function: acyltransferase activity, transferring groups other than amino-acyl groups. The coding region runs from base 175 to 1296 and encodes 373 amino acids.